AUGAGAUUGGCCAUCGUCAUCGCCAUCACCCUGGCUGCCUGUCUCGCCAUCUCUACCCGCCACACCGUCGACGCUGUUGCCCUUGCCCAUCCAGGAGAGGACAUCGAGAAAUACGCGGUUGAUCUGGGGAGCGACUUUGAGGAUGCAGAGGGAACAUACCACACCAUGGCCGAUCCCAAGAACGUUGACGAGUUCAACAACUAUGUGGAUACAUCAUCCCCGGACCAAGAGACUUUCGCCGGGAUCGAGGUCAGUUCGGAGGAGAGCAAGUCCUUCUUCCUCUCCCUCGCCAUGAUCGUCGUCUCCGAGAUUGGCGACAAAACCUUCCUGAUCGCUGCUAUCAUGGCGAUGAAGCACCCCCGUCUCCUCGUCUUCUCUGCAGCCAUCUCAGCCCUCGCCGUCAUGACCUUCCUCUCAGCCGCCUUUGGUCAUGCAGUGCCCAACCUGAUCCCUAGGACCUACACCAACUACCUCGCUGCCAUUCUCUUCUUCUGCUUUGGAAUCCGCAUGUUCUACGAUGGAUACCAUAUGACCGAAGAGGACGCCAAGCAUGAGCUCGAGGAGGUCACCCAGGAACUGCAGGACAAGGAAGAUCUGGAGAUGCUUCAGAGGGCAGAGGCUGGAUCCGCUGCCGACUCUGAAGCCAAUAUGGACGAGAACUCUGGGGACACAAGCGGCCUUGUCGGCCGUAGCUCUGCUCCUCACAGCAAGAACGAGGCCUCGGGGGUCGUCAACCUCUUCCAGCUCUUGUUCUCUCCUGUGUUUGUCCAGACUUUUGUGAUGACCUUCUUGGCCGAGUGGGGUGACAGAUCCCAGAUUGCGACGAUUGCCCUGGCGGCAGCACAUAACAUGAUCUGGGUCUCGAUCGGAGGUGUCUUUGGGCACUCGCUCUGUACAGGAGUAGCCGUCAUCGGAGGCAGGAUGCUGGCAUCGCGGAUCUCUGUUCGUACAGUCACCCUGGCUGGUGCUAUCGUAUUUGAGAUCUUUGCUGUCGUUUCUCUCUACGAGGCCAUCCACGAGGCAUGA
Molecule: messenger RNA, 1026 nt
Organism: Linnemannia hyalina
Lineage: Eukaryota; Fungi; Mortierellomycota; Mortierellomycetes; Mortierellales; Mortierellaceae
Source: the annotation of a GenBank genome assembly